Messenger RNA from Mesorhabditis spiculigera, 855 nucleotides. The record is from the annotation of a GenBank genome assembly. Lineage: Eukaryota; Metazoa; Nematoda; Chromadorea; Rhabditida; Rhabditidae.
AUGUUAUUACUGAGGACGGCUCGUCUGGCCGUCCACGAGCGCCGAAGUCUGAACUGCGGCCAAAAACGCGAUGCCAGCCAAUUACCGCCAGUCAUUUCGGAGGUGUUUAGCUACGCGGCAGAGAGUAAUAUAACUCAAACGAUACAAUGGGCAAUGGAAGGAAUCCAUUCAACCGGUGUCCCAUGGGCGGGGACAUUUGUCCUAUCGGCUGUUGCCUUGCGUCUGGCGACUGCACCGCUUCACAAAGUAUCCGCGAUUUACCGUGUCGGUGUGGUUGAAGAAAAUAAAAAUGUGAAAUUGAAAACCGACAAUCCGGACGCUUUGGCACACGCGGAUAAAGUGAUCAAAGAGAGCGUCCCGGCUUAUCUGGCCGAACAUAAGCUGCAAGCAUCAAGAAUCCAGAAUCUCAAGAUUUGUUCCGUGCCGGUCUGGCUUUUCUCGUCUUUUGCGCUCCGAAAUAUUAUUAAUGGCGACUUUGCUCCAUCAGUUCACGGCGGAUUGUGGAUCCCGGAUAUGUUGGCGCCCGAUCCGUACUUUGUUUUGCCGGUUGCUGUCGGAUUUAUUGGCUUUUUGAAUAUGUGGUCACAACGGAAGAUUUAUCCGGCGGCUUCGAAUAACAAACUUCUUAUCCGCACCUAUGAUACGGGACUAGCCUUUAUGAUGGCUGCAGCAAUGUAUAUUAUGACACAAUUGCCGGCAGUGAUCCCGUUGUAUUGGCUGGUGGCGUCAACGACAGGCUUCAUGCAAGCCCAUCUCCUCCGCCACACAAAAGUCAAGAAACUGUUCGACAUCAAGCCGCUCCCCACUGAUUCGAACACGCCGCUUAGAGACCUAUUCCUUCUCAGGAAAGCCGUA